Fraxinus pennsylvanica is the source of this 348-nucleotide messenger RNA. Lineage: Eukaryota; Viridiplantae; Streptophyta; Magnoliopsida; Lamiales; Oleaceae. The record is from the annotation of a GenBank genome assembly.
AUGAUAGAGAACAAAGACAAUAAAGAUUGUGCAGAUGAAGUAAUCCGUUCACUUGGUAAUGGUGAGACGGGGAAGGUAUGUGGAGCUAACUUACAUGUUCGUCAUGGCAGAACCGUUCUUAUACUAAGACCAGGAAUGCAGACAAUCUCCUACCUGAGUUUGGAAGUAAAGCCACACUGUAAUACGACCAUGUGGACAAAGCUUGAAAGCAAUGUAAAAUCAGCACUUACUUUUCUCCACUCCGUGAGAAGACUGCAGUCAUGUCACCUGAAGUACUUGCCAAUGCCGAUGUUCCAUGCUGCAGAUAGAAGCCCACAGAGUGACCGACGAAGAAAUCUCAAAGCAUGA